AUGUCUCUCGCCAAAGUGAAGCUCUCCCUAAAGGAGAAACUGGACUUCUUCCCAGCCGUGGGCUCCAUCCUGGUCGCUUGCAUCUAUGCUAUUCUAACUGGUUUCUGGCGCACCGAGCGCCAAGCCAAGACUUUGUCUCUUCAUUUGGGAUAUGCGAUAUUCCGCAAGACGAGCGCGCGGAUGACUGCCAGUCAGAUGCAAUACCUCCUCCCCCCAGACCUCAAGAUCUAUGAACAAUACUCCAAGUCGACAGGCGGAGUGCCCGAGUCUGUUCAAUUGGGCGAUGGCGCAUUGGGCCACUGGGUGGGCGAUCGAAAUGCCGACAACGUGAUCAUCUGGUAUCACGGGGGUGGGUUCGGACUCCCCGCCAAUAUGGGCUAUUUCAAAUUCUAUGCCCAGCUGGUGCGCGAUCUCAAAGCAGCAGGCAAAAGCGUCGCGGUCUUCAGUCUGACCUACACGCUAGCCCCAAUCGCAGUCUACCCGACACAACUGCGACAAGCCGUGGACUGUCUACGAUACAUUCUCUCGCAACCAAACCGCGACCCGUCCACGGUGUUCCUGGGUGGCGACUCUGCAGGCGGGAACCUGGUUGGUGGAGUCCUCUCUCACCUGGCCCACCCACAUGCAGAGAUCGAUGUUCUGCCGCUGCACAGCAACCUGGGUGGCGCAGUAAUGAUCGCCCCCUGGACACUUCUCGAUACAGAAUUCCCGGGUGUCAAGGUCUAUGACGGCGGUGAUAUCAUCACCCAGGCAGUUGCGAGACCCUGGGCGACAGCCUAUAUUGGAUCUGGCAAGCGAGACUAUUACACUGAUCUGUCGACUGCACCCGCAGAUUGGUUUACCACUUUCCCAGUGAAUUCAGUUUUGAUUACGGGAGGCGGGAAUGAGAUCAUGUUGCCUUUGAUUCAGGACUUCGCGGGGAAAUUUAAAGCGGGCUUUGAGAAUGUGGAGUUGUUUGUCGGCCAAGGAGAGUGUCAUGUUGCGCCGGUUUAUCAUUUGGAGAUGAGAGUUAACACCAAGACGGAGCAGGGGAAGAAGGUGGAGGCAUUUUUGGCCGAGUUGAUGUAA
Messenger RNA from Penicillium robsamsonii, 1068 nucleotides. Its product is annotated as lipase/thioesterase family protein. Bases 1 to 1068 code for a protein of 355 amino acids. Gene Ontology annotation, molecular function: hydrolase activity. The transcript has 2 exons. NCBI's taxonomy places the organism in Eukaryota, Fungi, Ascomycota, Eurotiomycetes, Eurotiales, Aspergillaceae. The record is from RefSeq and is a predicted model, not a curated record.